Messenger RNA from Electrophorus electricus (electric eel), 2651 nucleotides. It is a transcript of the gene ndnf, whose product is annotated as neuron-derived neurotrophic factor. Gene Ontology annotation, molecular function: heparin binding; protein binding. Lineage: Eukaryota; Metazoa; Chordata; Actinopteri; Gymnotiformes; Gymnotidae. Gene Ontology annotation, biological process: extracellular matrix organization. The record is from RefSeq and is a predicted model, not a curated record.
GCGCACUGUCUCCGCGCUCUUCAGUCGGAGUCUCAAUAGCAGCCGCGCGGCAGGGGAGUGGGACGCUCUGCCAAAACUUAGGAUACCCUCGCCACGAGCUGCGCCCGCCAGACUUGAGAGCGCCCGAGGAGCCUAGCGCACACCCCAAGAGGACAACUUUGCUAAACUUAUCUCUCUCUCUCUCUCUCUCUCUCUCUCUCUCUCUCUCUCUCUCUCUCUCUCUCUCCUCUCUCUCUCUCGAAUCCAAUUAAAACCAAGCAGCGGUUUCAGACUGUUUUCAUUGAAUGUGAUGUCGAGAAGUUAAAUAUUUACGCUGCUGGAGGAGAAAAACAACAACAACAACAACAACAACAGAAGGAAGUUUAAACUGUGCAAUCUCCUUUUGGACAGAAAAGAGCUAAAAGGAUGAGACCGGCGUUGGGCUGCCUUGGCGUGCUGCUACUGCUGCUCUUGGUGCUGGGGGCAGAGGGGCAGAAGUUGCCCACACGUGAUGAAGGCCUGUUCCAGAUGCAGAUCCGGGACAAGGCCCUGUUCCAUGACACCUCCAUCAUCCCCGAUGGAGCUGAGAUUAGCGGCUACCUGUUCCUAGACACCCCUAAGAAGUACUACUUUGUGGUGGAGGAAGACAACACACCGCUGUCUGUGACGGUGACGCCGUGCGACACGCCGCUCGAGUGGAGGCUGACACUCCAGGAGCUGCCGGAGGAGGCUAGCGGCGAGGCCUCAGGUGAACCAGAGCCCCUGGAACAGCAGAAGCAGCAGGUCACGACCAGCGAAGGCACCGAGCUUUUUUUCUACAAGGGCAACGACGUGGAGUCCUUCAUCUCCGCCAGCUCGCCUUCCGGUCUCUACCAGCUGGAGGUCUUCUCCACCGAGAAGGACAGCAGCUUCAAGGUGUACGCCAGUACCACGCCCGAAUCUGACCAGCCCUACCCAGAGCUGCCGUACGACCCGCGGGUGGACGUGACCGCGCUGGGCCGUACCACUGUGACGCUGGCCUGGAAGCCCACCCCUACGGGCUCUCUGAUGGGCCAGCCCGUGCAGUACUGCGUGGUCGUCAACAAGGAGCACAACUUCAAGAGCCUGUGCGCCGUCGAGGCCAAGAUGGGCCCCGACGACGGCUUCAUGGCCGCGCCCAAACCGGGCCGGGACUUUAGCCCGUUCGACUUUGCCCACUUCGGCUUCGGGCCAGCCGGGAACGAGCUCGGCAAGGACCGCUCCUCGUCCUUGUCCACCAAGCGCGCGCCAGUCGGCAAGGCCGCCCGCUCCUACGCCACCAAGCUCGGCAGGUCCUCCGACAUACAGAAGCUCUGCAUCGGCAACAAGAACAUCUUCACCGUGUCGGACCUGAAGCCGGACACGCAGUACUACUUCGACGUCUUCGCCGUGCACGCGGCCACCAACGCCAGCACGGCGUACGUGGGCACAUUCGCCCGCACCAAGGAGGAGGCGGCGCAGAAGACCCUGGAGCUGAAGGACGGGAAGGUAGCCGACGUGUUCGUGCGCCGGCGUGGCAGCCGCCUGCUUCGCUUCACCCCCGUGGCCUCGCACCAGCGCGUGACCCUGCACGUGCACGUGUGCCUGGACGCCGUGCAGCUGCAGGUGAGGCGCGACGGCAAGCUGCUGCUCUCGCAGACGGUGGAGGGCGUGCGGCAGUUCCAGCUGCGCGGCCGGCCCAAGGCCAAGUACCAGAUCCGGCUGCGUGGCUCGCGGCGUGGGGCCUCGUCGCUGCGCGUGCUGGCGAGCACGCGCGCUGCCGGCAAGCAGCCCUUCCCCUCGCUGCCUGAGGAUACGCGGGUCAAGGCGUUCGACCGGCUGCGCACGUGCGACUCGGUCACGGUCGCCUGGCUCGGCACGCAGGAGCGCAACAAGUACUGCGUGUACCGGCGCGAGGUGCCGCCCGGCUACGGCGAGGAGCAGCAGAGGCGUGAACGGAACCAGUGUGCGGGGCCCGAGACGCGCCGCAAGGCAGACAAGGUGCUCUGCAAGUACUUCCACAGCGCAAACCUGCAGAGGGCCGUCACCACGGAGACUGUCGCCGGCCUGGAGCCGGGCAAGAGCUACCUGCUGGACGUUUACGUGGUCGGACACAGUGGCCACUCUGUCAAGUACCAGAGCAAGCUGGUGAAAACGAGGAAGAACUGCUAAAAUGCGUCAAUAAAGAAAUAAAAAUGAGAAAAUGUAAAAAAACACAAAAAACAAAACAGACUCUGCACAGAAGUAAAUAUAUUAUAUAUAUAAUGAGAGAAAAAAAGAAGUUUAUUUAACUGGAAGUGAUAUUCUACUAAGUUGUGUGUUUUUUGCAGACUGACUACUUGGUGCACACCACCAGCUCUGUGCAGCAGAUACUGAACUGCUUCUAAAGAGAGAUAGCGUCCUGUGUAUUUCUCCUAAUGAGUUGGGUUAAGGAGAUCCGUCAACGGGUUCCAUUAAUUAUGGAGUCGCGAGCGCCGCCCCCUGCUGGCCGGCGCCGUCAACUCCAUCCCUUGUCCUCGUUGCUAUGGAACCGGAACCCCCACCCCCCCGCCCCCGUCCAGCUUUUCUCUGGCUUCAGCCACAUCACGCGAACUGUGUUGACUCGCCUGUCCCCACUGCCCUCUGUGUUGUCCAUUGGUCGGCUGGUCCAGCAACUCCCCCCCCCCCCCCCCCCG